Molecule: messenger RNA, 3139 nt
Organism: Erpetoichthys calabaricus (reedfish)
Lineage: Eukaryota; Metazoa; Chordata; Cladistia; Polypteriformes; Polypteridae
Gene: efhd1
Product: EF-hand domain family, member D1
Exons: 4
Coding region: 123-806 (227 amino acids)
Molecular function (GO): calcium ion binding
Source: RefSeq, a predicted model, not a curated record
UCAGGAUCUACAGGGGGCGUGCCCUUCUUCCAACGACCACCAGACUCUGCUUGAGCGUCUCUCGGGGACAGUGGCACUACACGCCCUAGACAGAGUCCGCACGGUCGGUCAGCGUCUGCACCAUGGCAUCGGAAGAGCUGGCUCUCAAACUACAGCGUAGGCUGCAAGCGCAACAGUCGGAUGGCGUCGAACCGGCGACUGGAAACGAACCAGACGAGAAACCACCUACCGAGAAUGCCAGCUCGGAGCUGAGUGCCAUGCUGCUCCGGAGACAAGGCAUCAACGAGGGCAGUACGCGGCCGCGCCAGGCAAAGAUCUUCAAUCCUUACACCGAGUUCAAGGAGUUCAGCAGGAAGCAGAUCAAGGACAUGGAAAAGAUGUUUAAGCAAUAUGAUUCUGGAAAGGAUGGAUUUAUUGAUUUGAUGGAACUGAAGAUGAUGAUGGAGAAGCUUGGAGCCCCACAAACUCACCUAGGCUUGAAGCAGAUGAUCAAGGAAGUAGAUGAGGACUUCGAUGGGAGACUUAGCUACCGAGAGUUUCUGCUAAUCUUCAGAAAGGCAGCAGCCGGUGAGCUGGAGGAGGAAAGUGGGCUAAUGGCUCUGGCACGACUCUCUGAGAUUGAUGUUUCUACUGAAGGUGUUCUGGGUGCAAGAGACUUUUUUGAAGCUAAGGUUCAAGCUUUGGCUAUUGGCAGUAAAUUUGAGGAGGAAAUCAAAGCAGAGAAGGAGGAGAGAAGGAGGCUAGAGCUGGAGAAGAAACAGCGAAGGGCUGCUUUCAAGGAGCUGCAGUCAGCCUUCACGCCCUGAGUUCUAGGGGGCCCUUGUGAUGUGCUGACCCCAAGAUUUGAGAAGAUGUAACCCCAACUCACCCAUCUCAUCACUGCUGCACUGCCGACCUAUUCAGUGUGGACAUGUGGCUCAAGUCAGUCAUUGAGCGUCUAGUGUAAUUCUAGACAAUUGAGCAUGGCCAGCUGAGUGACACUGUCUUCACGGCCUGGCAGCUGGAUAGGGACCAUAUGUAAUAGUCAAUGAUUCAGUCCUUAUUUUAUAUUGUGCCUUUAACAGAACACACCAUUAUAACACCCUUUACAAAGCAAUCAAGUAUAUUAUUUUAAGAAGAAAAAAAAUGUGUUAUCCCUUGUAACUGCUGCAGGUGUAAUAAAAGAUCUAAAGACUUGCUAUAAUCCAUCAUCCCGUAUGAAAAAAGAAUAUAAAGGAAGUGUAUGGACAAAGAGAGUUACUGCUUUUUUAUUUUUCCUCCCAUGUUAUUGUUAUUCAUUGUGGAUAAGCCAGGAAUGUGAUACUUGCAGCCAAAGCAUCACUCUAAAUGGAAGAAAGCUAGGGCUAUGCUGACUGGCUGAGGAAUACAGCCCGAGUCCAUUCCCCCUCUCCCACCAUCACACUUUUUUUGUGCCAGUAUUUGCUUUACUUCGCCAGACAGGACCAAAAUUUAAAAUUCUAAUGCAGAGCUUGAGUGGUAGUUUUGUAAUUUUUUCCCUCUUAUGGGCUGCUUAUCCUUUGAUUUUCAGGUUGACGGAUUCCCUUUUUCCUAGAACUCAGGUAUUAUAUUCAGGGUAUAAAUCAUUAUGAAACACCCAAAAUGACAGCGAAACGUGUCAAGAUGAGAGAUAUUCCAGUCUGAACAUAUGCAGGUUAGGUGUUCAUGUGUGGAUUGGGUUUUCAAGUCAUUAAUAAUAAUAAUAAUAAUUCAUUGAAAUAUGUUGGUUAUGGGUGCACUUAGUUCACUGGCAUAUUCGCUUCACUUUCUUCAUCAGUUUCGGAUUUACUGUCAUGUAGCCAAUGCAUGUCAGCUGAAGGAGGGCCAAAGUUCAGGGAGUCAAGAAGGUCUGGCUGACAACUGGCGGACUCUCCAAGUACCUCGGACAAAACCAAAAUAGUUGAACAAAAAAAUGACAUAAAAGUGUAAUUUGAAUCCUCUUAACACAGGGGUUCUCAAGUUCAGUCCUGGUGCCCCCAACUUUGGCUGCAGACUUUCAUCUCAACCAGUAUCACACCUAGUAAAUCAUGUUUAUGUUUAGUUACUCUCAUUGUUUAAUUUGCAGGCCGUUUAUUUCUUUUCACAGUUUGCAUUUAGAAACAUUCAAUAAGAGAUUUACAUUUAUAAUAUGAAAAGGUUUGCUACAGCUUUAAAUAAUUAACUCCAUUUUGUCAUUUUCUUUUUGAUUCACUUUUUUCUGUGGAGUUUUACCUCUUAAUUUUAUCUGAAUACUGACAAUUAAUGAUGAGACGCAGGUGCAAAUGAUACUGAAUUCCAGGGGGCAGAAGCUGCUUCAAUGUUAGCCACUUGUAUAGUUAUUAGCAAGAAACAGUUUUCAAUAAACUGAGCCUUAAAAAGGAACACAUAUUAACAGCAUUAUAAAAAGAAUGAAUUGCCUAGUAAUCCUUUAGCACAAGAAAUUUGCUUUUAUAAUGGAGGAGUCCAAUUAAAAGCAGAAAUUGGUGGAGAAGAAACCUUGCCGCCAUGGGAGGCACACAACUGAACUUGAAGCCUCUGUCCUAAGCCAGCCCCUACCUGUAGUUGUACUUCGAAUUGUAUAUUAAAAUACCAAGUAUCAUUAAAAAAACAGAUAAAACCAUCUCUGGCUAAACUAAAUAAUUAUAGUAUUUUUUUUAAAUGUUAGAGGGUGUCCAGGUGUGUAUGCUAUGACCUGGCACCCUGUCCACAAUUUGUUUUUGGUAGCUUCAAGUGCUAGGACGACAGAUUGCAGCUUCCCAUUACCUUGUAAUAAAAUUGACUAUAGAAAAUGGAUGGAUUGAUAGAUGGAUAGCUUAUAAUGCAAAUUCUGCUUUCUGUAUUAUGCUUUACAUUGAACAGUGAACAUUUUGUAACUUAAUUUUAGAUGUAGUAUUUUCUCACAGAAAAAUAAACAUUUAAGAUUCUAAAAUAUAUUUCUAAAGUAAAGUGUUUUUAAAGUAUAUAAAUAUUUAUGUAAUUUGAAAGUUAUUAUAACAUAUAGUUUACAUAUUCUAUAAUAAAGACAGUCUCCAUUAGAAUAUAUUAUGCUGUCAGUAUUACUGAUACCAGAGUAGUCUGUGUCCAUAAGACAUAUCUAUUUGGCUUGGCAACAUGAGGCAUGCUACUUUAGCUUAUCCAGUUAAUGUACUAGUAAGGUAAAGAA